Cajanus cajan (pigeon pea) is the source of this 922-nucleotide messenger RNA. The record is from RefSeq and is a predicted model, not a curated record. Lineage: Eukaryota; Viridiplantae; Streptophyta; Magnoliopsida; Fabales; Fabaceae.
AUGGCAUGGAGGACACCACCAUUAGGAUUUAGGUCAAAUAGGAAGAGGGUGAUAGAAAGGGAGGGAAUGGGAAUGGGUUUUGAGGAGAGGGGUUUGGGGGAGAGGGAAUUCAACAUUGUUUUGGCAGAUGGAGAAGGGGAACUAGCUUUGAGGGGAAAAACAUCAAGCCAAUCAAAUUUUAGCGGGGGUGCAUUUUACACUACAAACCCUGGAAGUGUUGCCCCUGCCACAAAUUCAAGGCUAUCACCUCUUAAUCCUGAACCUGUUGAUUAUAACUAUGGCUUUGGUGCAACUGUUGAUAUACCUCUUGAUCCAUCAACGGACUUGAAAAAGAAGGAAAAGGAACUCCAAGCCAAGGAGGCUGAAUUGAGAAGAAGGGAACAGGAAGUCAGACGGAAAGAAGAAGCUGCUGAACGAGCUGGAAUUGUUCUUGAGGAGAAGAAUUGGCCACCAUUUUUCCCAAUUAUCCAUCAUGAUAUUGCUAAUGAAAUUCCAAUUCAUCUUCAAAGACUGCAAUACGUUGCAUUUACUUCAUUAUUAGGAUUGGUAUUGUGCCUCACAUGGAAUAUUAUAGCUGUCACUUCAGCUUGGAUUAAGGGAGAAGGUGUGAAAAUAUGGUUUCUUUCUGUUAUCUACUUCAUAGCAGGAAUUCCUGGAGCAUAUGUCCUGUGGUAUCGCCCAUUAUAUCGUGCCUUUAGGACAGAUAGUGCUUUGAAUUUUGGAUGGUUUUUCUUGUUUUACCUGCUUCAUCUAGGAUUCUGUAUCUUAGUAGCAGUUGCUCCUCCCAUAGUUUUCAAAGGAAAAUCCCUGACGUAUGUUAACGUACACUUCAUUAACAUGAAAAUAUUGCAUAUUCCUCAUUGUUUUAUAUAUGGCUUUACCUGUGUAAUAUGAAAUUUGAGAGUUUUUAAUGGCCUUUUGA